AUGGACAAUAACGAAGAGCACUAUGAAGUAGAAUAUGUCUUCGGAAAGAGAUUGGAUAAAGGAAAUGAGGUGGAUUAUGCGGUCAAGUGGCUUGGCUAUGAUAAAAAGCAUCAUACUUGGGAACCCAUUUCUAGUUUCAGCGCUGCUUCCUUACUUUUGAUCGGUCGAUUCGAAAGAUAUUUGGCAUAUAAAAAUUAUUACAAAUUGAUAGCAAAAAAAGUAGAGAAAGCAAAAUAACCAAAGAAACCAGAUGAACCCAUAAGAGUACAUAUUAGAAAUAGAUUCACUCAAGUACUAAUAAAAGAAGCAGAAAUUAUAAACAUUGAGUUAGACACUGAUGAAAUUGUUUAGAAAAAAGAAACCUUCUAGAUCAAUGAUGAUGAUCCGGAUGUUUAAAUUGUCAGUGUGAGUUUCAAACCUAUUAAAUAAAGUGAAUCUAAGGAUCUUAAUAGGUUUAAAGUACAGAAAGUGUCGCAAACUCUUGAUUUCAAUAGAAUGAUGCAUAUUAGAUAAUAACAGUUUAAUCCAAUCAAAAUUAACACUUAUAAAAGCAAAUACAAAGUAGAAAAGGACUAUUUAAAUGAAAUCAUUUUUGAAUAAAGACAAAAAGAGAAAGAAGUCAAUAUGCUUAAAUUUACAGAAGUGAAUGAUAAAUAAGAACAAUCUUAACCUAUAAAAUUGAUAUCCGAGUAUUCAUAAACUGAAGGAUUUUCAACAUAGUAGAAUAUCUAUCGUAAUCAAUAAUUCAAGCAUAGAGUUUUCAAUCAGAAAGUUCCAUUUGAAUUUAUCCUUUCUCACCAUUAGAUUUAAAAUGAAUUAUGGUUCAAAUGUCAAAGCGAUGAAUAAGAAAUCUUAUUUGCAGAUCUUCAAACACUUCAACAAAAUUAUUCAACUUUGUUAUUAGAUUAUUUGGCUGCAUUUAGUGUGAUGAUUCAAUGA
Molecule: messenger RNA, 939 nt
Organism: Paramecium tetraurelia
Lineage: Eukaryota; Ciliophora; Oligohymenophorea; Peniculida; Parameciidae
Exons: 2
Source: RefSeq, a predicted model, not a curated record